Capsella rubella is the source of this 3256-nucleotide messenger RNA. Its product is annotated as alanine--tRNA ligase. The transcript has 23 exons. Gene Ontology annotation, biological process: alanyl-tRNA aminoacylation; tRNA modification. Gene Ontology annotation, cellular component: mitochondrion; chloroplast; cytoplasm. NCBI's taxonomy places the organism in Eukaryota, Viridiplantae, Streptophyta, Magnoliopsida, Brassicales, Brassicaceae. Bases 36 to 3047 code for a protein of 1003 amino acids. Gene Ontology annotation, molecular function: alanine-tRNA ligase activity; nucleic acid binding; ATP binding. The record is from RefSeq and is a predicted model, not a curated record.
AAGAGAGAGAGAAGAGAAGGUCUUAUUGGGUUUGAAUGAGAUUAGUGACCGCAGCAGCCUUUCUUCUGUUAUCCUCAGCCAAACCUCCUCCGUCUAGGGUUUUUUACUCUUCCCAUCUCCGCCGCCCUUUUCUCUCUCACUUCCGUUUAUUUUCCUCUUCGUCGUCCUCCGUUGCAGUCAUGCCGGGUUCCGAACCAUCUGAGAUUCAGUGGCCAGCGAAGAGAGUCAGGGAUACUUAUUUUGAUUUCUUCAAAGGCAAAAGUCACAAGUUCUGGCCAUCAAGCCCUGUUGUUCCUCACAAUGAUCCUACUCUUCUCUUCGCUAACGCUGGAAUGAACCAAUAUAAGCCAAUAUUUUUGGGAACCGCAGACCCAAAUACUGAGCUCAGCAAGCUAACUCGGGCAUGUAACACUCAAAAGUGUAUUCGUGCUGGUGGAAAGCAUAAUGAUUUGGACGAUGUCGGCAAAGAUACUUACCAUCACACCUUCUUUGAAAUGCUUGGUAACUGGUCAUUUGGAGAUUAUUUCAAGACCGAAGCUAUUGGAUGGGCUUGGGAGCUCUUAACCAAGGUCUAUGGGCUACCGACUGAUCGAAUUUACGCUACCUAUUUUGGUGGUGAUGAGAAAGCCGGCCUUCAACCAGAUAAUGAGGCUAGAGAUAUAUGGUUGAAGUUUCUUCCACCUGGACGUGUACUGCCCUUUGGUUGCAAAGAUAAUUUCUGGGAAAUGGGUGACACAGGUCCCUGUGGGCCUUGUACUGAAAUACAUUAUGAUCGUGUUGGUAACCGUGAUGCUGCAUCUUUAGUUAACAAUGACGAUCCAACAUGUUUAGAAAUAUGGAAUCUUGUCUUUAUUCAGUUCAACAGAGAAAGUGAUGGCUCGCUAAAACCUCUGCCUGCUAAGCAUGUUGAUACCGGAAUGGGCUUCGAGAGGCUGACUUCUGUUCUUCAGAACAAAAUGAGCAACUAUGAUACAGAUGUGUUCAUGCCUAUCUUUGAUGACAUUCAAAAGGCCACGGGAGCUAGGCCAUAUUCUGGAAAAGUUGGUCUGGAAGAUGUUGACAGAGUUGACAUGGCGUAUAGAGUGGUUGCUGAUCAUAUUAGAACCCUGUCAUUUGCUAUUGCGGAUGGCUCUCGCCCUGGUAAUGAGGGCCGCGAGUAUGUUCUGCGGCGUAUUCUCCGUCGAGCGGUUCGCUAUGGAAAAGAGAUCCUAAAAGCUGAAGAAGGAUUUUUCAAUGGGCUUGUAAGUUCUGUUAUACGGGUGAUGGGCGAUGUCUUUACAGAGUUGAAGGAACAUGAGAAAAAGAUCACAGAGAUAAUAAAAGAAGAGGAAGCAAGCUUUUGCAAGACCUUGGCGAAGGGAAUUGAGAAAUUUCGGAAAGCUGGACAGGCGGUUCAGGGAAAUACACUGAGUGGAGAUGAUGCUUUUGUCUUAUGGGAUACAUAUGGUUUCCCGUUAGAUUUGACUCAGUUGAUGGCUGAAGAAAGAGGGUUGCUGGUUGAUGUUGAUGGUUUCAACAAAGCCAUGGAGGAGGCGAGGGAAAGAUCAAGAAGUGCCCAGAAUAAGCAAGCUGGUGGUACCAUUGUUAUGGAUGCUGAUGCUACAUCAACAUUGCACAAGACUGGUGUGUCAGCAACAGAUGAUUCUUCUAAAUACAUUUGGUUCCAGGACCACGAGAGUGAACUAAAGGCAAUCUACACUGGCUCAGCUUUCCUGAAAAGUUCAGCUGCUGCUGAUAACGUGGGACUAGUAUUGGGGUCUACAAGUUUCUAUGCAGAGCAGGGGGGCCAGAUUUUUGACACAGGACUUAUAGAAGGGUCAUUUGGUACAUUCAAUGUAUGCAAUGUCCAAAUAUUUGGCGGCUUUGUUCUUCAUAUUGGUUAUCUUUCUGAAGCAACUGGAGAGGUAUCUGUGGGAGAUAAAGUGAUUUGCAAGGUUGACUAUGAGAGGCGUAAACUCAUUGCUCCUAAUCAUACUUGUACACAUAUGUUGAAUUAUGCCCUGAAGGAAGUGCUGGGGGAUCAUAUUGAUCAGAAGGGAUCAAUAGUUCUUCCUGAAAAACUGCGAUUUGAUUUCUCCCACGGCAAGCCGGUUGAUCCUGAAGAUUUGAGAAAGAUCGAAUUGAUAGUGAAUAAACAGAUCAAGGAUGAAUUGGAUGUAUUUUCCAAGGAAGCAGUGCUUUCUGAAGCCAAGCGCAUCAAAGGUCUAAGAGCAGUGUUCGGAGAAGUAUACCCUGAUCCUGUCAGAGUGGUGUCGAUUGGGAGACAGGUCGAGGAUCUCUUGGCCGAUCCUGAAAACAGUGAAUGGUCUUUGCUUUCUUCUGAGUUUUGUGGAGGAACCCACAUAACAAAUACCCGCGAAGCUAAAGCGUUUGCGCUUCUAUCGGAGGAGGGAAUUGCUAAAGGUAUUCGUAGGGUAACUGCUGUAACUACUGAAUGUGCCUUUGAUGCAUUGAAUGCUGCGUCCGUACUGGAAAAGGAAGUAGAGGAUGCGUCCAAGGCAGAGGGAAGUGCAUUGGAAAAGAAAGUUUCCGCUUUGAAAAGCCGAGUAGAUGCAGCAAUUAUCCCAGCAGCUAAAAAGGCAGAUAUCAGGGCUAAGAUUGCUUCGCUUCAGAAUGAGGUAAGAAAAGCUCAGAAGAGAAUAGCGGAACAAAACCUGAAGAAAUCUGUCAAAGUAGCAAUAGAGACAGCGGAGUCAGCAGCAUCAGAUGGGAAAACUUUCUGCAUAAUCCAGCUGGAUGUAGGUCUUGAUGCAGCAGCUGUGCGAGAGGCCGUUUCAAAAGUCAUGGAAAAGAAGGGAAUGUCGAUAAUGGUGUUCAGCACAGAUGAAAGCACAAACAAGGCGGUUGUCUGUGCAGGAGUCCCAGAAAAAUCCGAUCAAUUCAAGCAGUUAGACGUCACCGAAUGGUUGACAACUGCAUUGGGUCCUCUAAAAGGCCGAUGUGGAAAAGGGAAAGGUGGUCUUGCAUCAGGACAGGGAACGGAUGCUUCCCAGGUGCAGGCGGCUUUGGAUAUGGCUGCAUCAUUUGCAUCAAUGAAACUCAACUGAUUUGGUCGGAGAUCUGUAUGGGCUGAGUAACCUCUACUUUGUUGAUUUCAUUUUAUACCGAUUUACACAUGUUCAAAAAUCUGUUAGUUUAUUUAUCAGUUGUGAUGGAAUUUGUGGUAUCACACUUCAGUCAAACAGUAACCUUUUAAUGUAUACUCCCUUGUGAGACUGUCCUUUUCAGUUUGGGUUUAAGUGGUUCUGUUUUUACA